CAGAGCAGCAUUAGCUUACAAGUUUCCUUUGGCUGCUCUUCAAACAUUCUCCUGAAGGGAGACAGGAGAAGAAGACAGGAAAACAGGAAAUAAGAAAUAAAGUGCAGGGUUGAGAGAGAGAGAGAGAGAGAGAGAGAGAGAGAGCGGAGUAAGCCAGGAAAAGGGCGAAAGGAAUUAAAGUGGGACUGAAGGACAUGAAAAUUGCAGAAGAAAGUCUUACAGGGCAAAACUCAGCUGUCACCUGGAGAAGGUGGAUAACUGAUGGAUCAUUCUGUGCUUCAAACAAUACUCCUCUACACGGCUUUGUGCUUCAGUAUAUACCAAGGUCAAGAAACCCAGGAAUUUCUACCUACAUUCCUCAAAGUUUCCAGGAAUUUGCCUCUGCAGCGUUUGUUGGUGGAAUGGGAUGUUAGUGACUUAGCCCACCAGUUUGAACUAGAAAUGGUUUUUGACAUUCAAGUUAGUCGAUCUGAAGAAAUGAAUGUUGUCUGGACAGAGUAUUAUAACACAACUCUCAGUAAAUUGAAUAAAACUCUGCACUGGAGUUGGGAUUCAGAAUUACCUUUGGAAUGCAUGUCCCACUCUGUAAGAAUCAGGAGCAUGGUGAAUGAUGAAAGAUUCUCUAAACUCUGGAGUCGCUGGAGUCAGUGGGAGACUGUGCUGGGCCUAGAUACUUCAGAUGACUACACACCAUACAUCUUCCCAGAAGAUAAAGUUGUAGAGGAAGGCUCAAAUGUCACUUUUUGCUGCAUUGGAGGCAAAGAUAGCCGAAUUUUAAAUUUUUUGUUUAAUUACACUGAUUAUUAUUACCCAGACUCAAACACAAGCCAGCGAAACAUGGUGAUUACUAUGAAUAAGGUGUUGCAUGCAGAAAUGCCUGGCAUUCCUGCCUUUUGUAACCUCUCUGGUAAAGGAAACAAAAAUUACAGUGCAACACUUCUCUUUGUGGGCAGUAAGUCUUCCCAAAAAACAUUGUGCUACCAAGAAACAGAACCUGAUCUAGAACCCAUCCGUUGUUCUUGGGCGAUAGGCCAGCAGAUGAUAUACAACCUAACUCUGACUGCCCAAAACCCUCUAGGGGAGAGAAGUGCUAAUUUUGUCCUUGAUGUAGCUCUUAGAGUUCAUCCAUUUCCCCCCUCUGACCUUUCUGUAGAAGAUAUGAAAGCCACAGAAGUCAAUUUAUACUGGAGUAUGCAACCCAAGCACAAAGCAAUUAAGCUACUAUGUCAAAUUGAAAAUCGCCACCCAAGUGGGGAAGUGGAACUGCACAAUAGUUCAGUUGUUCAGUCAAAUUCAUAUCCACACCUCACCCUAGGUGGCUUGCAGCCUUUCACCAAUUAUGCCUUUAGAAUGCGCUGUGGUGCAGCUAGCCACUUCUGGAAAUGGAGUGAAUGGAGCAAAACCAUAAGAGUCAGAACAAAUGAAGCAGCUCCCUCAGGGAAACUUGAUGUCUGGAGAGAAGUAACCCCAGUUUUGGGAGGACGGAAUGUGACCUUAUUCUGGAAGCCAUUUCCAGACUAUAGAGCUAAUAGUGGAAGUAUUUCAUUUGAGAUAACCUGGGAAAAGUUAGAGAAAGCCUCUGAGCCUGAACACAUCUCCAUUUCUGCAUUACAAAACAGUACUACAAUUUCCAUCGAUAACCAUUCCUACAAAAUCAGCGUGGCAGCAAGAAACAAUAUUGCUUCUUCACUUCCUUCAGUGAUAAUCAUCUCCCGGGUGACAGAUAAUGGUGCUGAAGAAAAGGUUGAUCACACUGACCUUGAAGAAGAAAGAGUUAAUGGCACAGUUGAUGGCAUUUAUAUUCCUUGGAAGGCCACAAAUGCAUUUAAUGGAUACAUUGUCGAUUGGUGCAACUUUCCGAGGUCCCAACAUUGUGACUUUCAGUGGAAGAGAUUCGAUUUCAACACCUCCAGUUGUCUCAUCAACUCAGCUGCUUUCAUGCCUGGAGUGAGAUACAGCUUCAGGGUUUAUGGAUCUCUAGCUAAUGAAGAUUUUUUCCUGGGGAAGAAGGUUGGGUACACUAAAGAACUGGCUCCUAGACUCAACCCUCAAGGGGAAAUAACGGAGAUGACUUCCCAUACUGUAACCAUAACUUGGGAUUCUUAUCCCAUGAAUGAGUCACAGCCUGGAUUCAUAAGAGGAUAUCAUGUUUAUGUGAAAACCAUGGAAGAAGAAUGCAGUUUGAAGGGAUCCACAAAACACGCUCUUUCGGAUGGUACAGUCCUAUGUAAAUACACUAUAGAAAACCCAGAAGAAAAGAGAUAUGUGGUGAAACACCUGAUGCCAGAAACAACAUAUGCACUAGCAGUUACAGCUUACACUGGCGGAGGAGAGACCCCCAUCGAUGCCUAUAUACGUGUAGAUACACUACAUGACUCAAAGAUUUACCUUCUUGUUCUGCUAGUGAUGAUUCAUUUUGUACUACUAAGUGCUGUGUGCUUCUGGAAAAUCAAGUGGAUGAAGGAUUGCUGUUGUCCCGAAAUUCCUAAUCCUAACAAAAGCAAAGCCCUCUCAUGCAAUGGAUUAAAGCUUAAUUCUGAAGCAGUAAUGAAGCUAAGUGACUGCAUUCCUGAUACUAUAGUAUUGGAGAAUACAUCAGAAGCCAAUACACUACAGCUGUGGAGCCAUGGGACUAUUUUAGGAAGUGAAAGCAAAGUUAUCAAUCCUUCCUGGGUGUAUUUUGUUCAAAAUGAAGAGGGAGAUUUGAUGUGCACACAGUCAGCUCCAGAAGCUUGCACUUCAUUUGAAAACUUAGCCUAUUCUUCCCAGACUGCACUUGGUUCUAGCCUCUAUCAGAACCUCUGGAUGUCAGAAAAGAGUGAGCCACAGUUGCCUAUAUUGUCGUACCAGCCACAGCAUUACAUUGAAAUUCCGAGUAAAGACACUGUCACAUCAUUAAGAGAAAUCACUGAGAGAGAAGAUAGUUUAAGAUAUAUUUCACAAAUGGAAGUACCUCAUUCUGAGGUUAAGUUAAGUAAUUUGCCCCAUUCCACUGAGCCGCUGGAACAUUCAAGUUACAAAAUACAAACAGUCUUGGGUUCAGAGCUGGUCACAUCUACAUCUGAUGAAGACAUUCACAGUCAGGACAGUUCUACUUCUAGCAGCUCAACAGUGUUAUUGCUUCUAGGCCGGCAUUAAAAACUGACCUGCAUAUUUAAACAAUCUGUAUGCUGUAGUUCAAUCAGAAAUUAGGGGCAUUAAGCAGGAAUUACAGGGUGAGAUGGUAUGGCCUGUCGUAUGUACACAAUCAGACCACAACUGUCUCUUCUCACUCUAAAAAUCUAUGAAUGCGUGAUAUAAGAUGCACCAUGAUUUGUGCAGGGUAAUUAAAUUACCACAGAGAACAUUUUCAUUCUCUGAUCACAGUCAAGGGACACCCUUCGCAUGUAUUAUCCCGCACGGACAUAUUGCAUUGCUGACACUAAUAUAGAAGGCAUGUAUUGUGAACCUCAGCAUGGAACAUUACUCCUAGCUUUGAACUCCCUGGCUUUGGUUGGUUGGGAUCAGAAUGUUAGUUGACUGUGUUUUGUAUUUAAUUUUCCACAUAAUAAAAAAAUUGCCAUGAAA
This is a messenger RNA of Gopherus flavomarginatus (Mexican gopher tortoise), 3567 nucleotides long. Its product is annotated as oncostatin-M-specific receptor subunit beta-like. Gene Ontology annotation, cellular component: external side of plasma membrane. The record is from RefSeq and is a predicted model, not a curated record. Bases 262 to 3138 code for a protein of 958 amino acids. NCBI's taxonomy places the organism in Eukaryota, Metazoa, Chordata, Testudines, Testudinidae. The transcript is spliced from 17 exons. Gene Ontology annotation, molecular function: cytokine receptor activity; protein binding. Gene Ontology annotation, biological process: cytokine-mediated signaling pathway.